Molecule: messenger RNA, 1218 nt
Organism: Chaetomium globosum CBS 148.51
Lineage: Eukaryota; Fungi; Ascomycota; Sordariomycetes; Sordariales; Chaetomiaceae
Exons: 2
Coding region: 1-1218 (405 amino acids)
Molecular function (GO): pyridoxal phosphate binding; transaminase activity
Source: RefSeq, a predicted model, not a curated record
AUGACAUCGAACCCAGUCCUCUCACCCAACCACCAAGCCGCCCAAGCAGCCCUCGCCGCCGCCGAAGCACGCUUCAUCGCCAACAACCCCCUCUCCAAAGCCCAGCAUGACCUCGCCAUCGGCACCCUCCCAGGCGGCAACACCCGCACCCUCCUCCACACCUCCCCCUUCCCCCUCGCCAUGAGGCAAGGCAAAGACUCCUACGUCUGGGACGUGCCACCACCGCGCACGAACACGCCUACGCCGCGCUCCUCUGCGCGCGCUUCCGCCUCGACCGCGUGCGCAUGGCCAACUCGGGCACCGAAGCCAACCUGCACGCGCUGGCGGGCGGCGCGCCACCACACGGGCCGGCGGCGGGUGGUGGUGUUUUCCGGGGGGUACCACGGCGCGGUGUUGGGGUUUGGGGAUGGGGUGCCGGGAGUCAACGCGGUCGAUCGGGAGGAUUUUGUGGUCGUGCCGCGGUAUAAUGAUUUGGUGUUGGCGAGGCGGGUGAUUGAGGGCGUGGAGGGGCUGGCGGCGGUGUUGGUGGAGGCGGUGCAGGGGGCGGGGGGGUGCAUUGUGGGGGGGAGGGAGUUUUUGAUGGGGGUGAGGGAGGCGGCGCGGGAGAAGGGGGCGGUUUUCAUUCUGGAUGAGGUUAUGACCUCGCGGUUGGCGCCGGGGGGGUUGGGGGUGGAGAUGGGGCUGGAGCCGGAUAUGGUGACGUUGGGGAAGUAUUUGGGUGGGGGGUUGGCGUUUGGCGCGUUUGGAGGGCGCGAGGAGGUCAUGCGUGUGUAUGACCCGCGCGUGCCGGGCAGUUUGCCGCACUCGGGUACGUUCAAUAACAAUACGCUGGUUAUGUCGGUUGGGAAGACGGCGUUGGGGGAGGUGUACACCCCGGAGGUGUGCGUCGAGUUCAAUGAGAAGGCGGAUAGGUUUAGGGAGAGGCUGGAGGGGGUAGCGAAAGGGUCGAGAUUGAGUUUUACGGGGAAGGGCUCGAUGAUCGGAUUGCAUUUCACUGAGGAUGGGACGGAAGAUAUUACGUGUGGGGAGGACGUGAAGGGAAAAACAACGCAGGAUUUGAAGGAUUUGUUUUGGUUUGAGAUGCUGGAGGCUGGGUUCUGGGUGACGAGGCGGGGGCUUAUUGCGCUGAUAUUGGGAACGCCGGACGAGGAUCUGGAUCAGUUUGUUGAGGCCGUAGGGGCUUUUCUGGAACGCCACAAGGCCAUUAUGAUGCUGUGA